AUUUCUGAAAAAUCUUCUGAAUGACUAGACUGCUCCUGAAAUAAUAUAGCAGAUAUGGUCUCAAAGCAUCAACUUUCAAAGAUUUGAAAAAUUUUCCAAGAUUCAAAGUUUUGAUGAUGGAGUCAAGACCUCUCAGCCGCCUCGCAAUCGUUGGCGCCUGUAAAUGCAGCGGCUGAGGAAGCGCAGCUGGCAGCGCCUCUGGCAGCGUCUCUCGAGGACGUUCCACCUGAAGAUGCCACAGUGGCAGUGAUGAUUGGGGGAGCCAAUGGCGAGGGGCCAAUGCCUUACGGACCCCUUGCAUUUCAAAGGCAUGGCGAUGUUCCGCGGCUUCCCGAUGUGCCGACGACGGGACGGAUUGCGGUUGACAUCAUGGCGGGUAAAUUGCCUGAGACUGCCAAAAAUGCAAGGAGGGCUCGCUUGAAUGACCCAGCAAACGCGAGGAACGAAGAUGUAGAGCAAAUGCGGACACAAAUCUGCAUGUACAAGGCCCGCUUGCUCGCAGGUGCGAACCUAGGUGCAUUGAGGAAUAGUGACGGCUGGAAUCGUUGCUACCAUGCAGCGGUCUUGGCCUGGGACGAUUACGUGCAAGCACACUACGGAAGUUACUUUUAUCUUUGCGGUGGUGAACUAGAGGGUGCCGCCGAGGCCGCGCUCGGUUUUCCGGUACUUAUCAGUCAGCAUUUAAUGCCGGAUGCGGGAGAUGGGUUCCACCGUUGGCUCGUUCGUGGAUUGGCGUUUCAACGACAUCUUUGGCCCACUGCGCACGGCUGACGAAGCCCCGGUCGUUAGGCCCGUGUUGAACCUUGUCGAUGUGAGCGGACACUUCAAGGUCAUGAUCCCUGUAAAAACGGGGGCAAUGGGAUCAUAAAUGAAUGUAUCUUGGUGAGAACUUAAACUACGAUACAGAUCGCUGAGGGAUGCGCCAGAGAUGUGAUGUUUGUUUGCGGUCGGAAUAUUUUGCCCCGAUGGGCGUUUUACCUCGUUCUUCACUAUUUGUUUUUGGCGUUUUGAAAACACGAUAGUGGAAAGAAUUGCAUCCUGUGUAGGUAUUUAUUUUUGGGGUUUUGAAAACACGAUAGUGGAAAGAAAUGCAUUCUGAGUAAGUAUUUUUUAGUUUUGGCGCUUUGGAAGGACGCAUUUAGCAGACAGGUUCCGUGAUAUUGUACACGGAUACCUUUAUGAUUUUAUACCAGUGAAGUCAGAGCCACAAUGAGAGCAACAAGGAAUUAAAUCAUAUAAAUGAACAAAACCACUGAACCUACGUCGGAAGUCGUAUGAAGUAAUAGAGAUGUUUGCAAGAGAAGAAGCCGCGCGCUUAUCUUCAAAGACUGUGCCGUGAAGACAAGACUGACUAAAGAAGAAGAUCGAUAUAGGUAGCAGAAUUUUUUUCAUUAUUUGUCUUGAAACAAAACUAAAAGUGCUCCGAAGUUCUCUCUUGAUAAUGAAGGACAGACUAACGAAACGGACGAGACACGGCAAGUAAAGGC
Amoebophrya sp. A25 is the source of this 1487-nucleotide messenger RNA. The record is from the annotation of a GenBank genome assembly. NCBI's taxonomy places the organism in Eukaryota, Dinophyceae, Syndiniales, Amoebophryaceae.